GAAGAAUUGUUGCAACGUGCUCGAAGAACAGCUCCUUACCCGCUAGCUUGUAGCGCCACCAGUGUGCCCUGCGACCUCGCGUCUACGUGGUCCACCCCACUUGCCACUGAAUGUCUUCUCCAAAAGUCUUUUCCCGGCUUGCCUUGCUAUCAACCUCCUUGUCGCCGGCCCUUAGUUCCUUUUGCACGUUGCUGCACUUUAACCUCGUCAAAUCCCCCGUCCGCUGCAACGCCCCAACACUCGAAUUUGCUCGCGAAAACCUCCGGCUGCGACAUGUCUUAGUACAAUCUGUCAUGAUUGAGAUGGGCCAUACAAGGUGGGUUGAAGUCUUGGAGGCUGUAGAAGUUGGCAGCAGCGAGUCGCUCGUGCCAAAUUCUGCAUAAUUUGCGCUUCACGGUGAAGCCUGGCGGCAAUGAAGGGCGAGGUAAGACGGACACAAGGGCCUGAGCCCCACCAUCCCUUGUACCUUCGUUGAACUCAACCUCUUGUAACUAAAACUUUGCACUACCAGAGGAGCUACUGCUCUUCUCGUCUUCCAUAGUCUCAGACUCACAUAG
Macroventuria anomochaeta is the source of this 557-nucleotide messenger RNA. RefSeq lists its product as uncharacterized. The record is from RefSeq and is a predicted model, not a curated record. NCBI's taxonomy places the organism in Eukaryota, Fungi, Ascomycota, Dothideomycetes, Pleosporales, Didymellaceae. Bases 111 to 383 code for a protein of 90 amino acids. The transcript has a single exon.